AUGUUGGACAAUUGUGAAAGUGGGUCCUGUGUUGCAGCUUCUGGGGCUUCUGCUCCCUGGGGGCUUGCGGCGCGCAGCCGAGCGAACGGCGGGGAGCUGCUCGCCUGGUCGCAGCAGCAGCAGCAGCAGCAGCAGCAGCAGCCAUUCAACGAGCUGCGCGCUGGCGGCGGCGGCGGCGGCGGCUGCAGAGGUGGAGGCGGGUCGCACAACUCCCCGCCCGGGCUGCCCAGCAGCCGUGGUGCCCGCGAUGGGCGGCGCAACCGGGGGAUGCCAAGCCGAGCUCCCCGGAGUUCUGUGAACAUGUGGCCGGGACUGGACCUCUGGAGGCACGUGUCCGGGGCUGGCGGCGGCAGCAACGGCAGCCCCAUGCGCUCUCUCACCCUCCUCUGGCUGGGCAGCAUCGCGAAGAGUCUGCAACUGUGCUGCCUCUGCUGCGUGUCUUUGGCGGCCGUGUUAACCGGUGACAGCAGCAGCAUCGGCGGAUCCAGCCAUGAUUACAUCUUUGUCACUCCCGUCGAAGUAGACUCCACCGGAGCAUACAUUUCGCACAAUGUUUUGCACAGUGCUAGGAGGAAGAGAUCGGCCCCAGGCUCGAAGAGUUCCUUGCACUACAAAUUUUCAGCAUUUGGACAGGAACUACACUUGGAGCUCAAGCCUUCUGUCUUUCUUAGCAACCGUUUGACUGUCCAGGUGCUUGGGAAAGAUGGCAUCACAGACUCUCAGGAACAUGAAGUUGAACAGUGUUUCUAUCAGGGAUUUAUACGGAACUAUAGCUCUUCUUCAGUUGCCAUAUCUACAUGCGUAGGCUUGUCAGGUUUGAUAAGGACACAGGAGAAUGACUUCCUUAUAUCUCCAUUACCUCAACACCUAGCACAGGAACACCACUACAUGCCACCUGCUGGACACCACCCUCACGUAUUGUACAAACGGACAGCUGAAGAGAAGGUUCACCGGUACAAAGUAGAUUCAAACCCCCGUCACUUUCCCCCUGGCCAUCACAGAAAUCACACUGCCCACAAGUAUCACGUUCAAGCUAAUGAUUAUCAUCACGGAAGGUUUCAAAAGCAGCAUUUUUGUGGACGUCGCAAGAAAUACACACCUAAGCCACCCACAGAGGACACAUUCAUCCUAUCCGACGAAUAUGGGAGGUCCGUAAGGUUGAAAAGAUCCCCCAUUCAAAGUCAGAAUGAUGGAAGUUUGAAUGUGGAAACUCUGGUUGUGGCAGACAAGAAAAUGCUGGAGAAGCACAGCAAGGAGAAUGUUACCACAUAUAUCUUAACUGUGAUGAACAUGGUAUCAAGUCUUUUCAAGGAUGGUACAAUUGGAAGUGACAUCAAUAUCGUAGUUGUGAGCCUCCUUCUUCUGGAGCAGGAACCUGGUGGACUCAUGAUCAACCACCAUGCAGACCAGUCACUGAACAGUUUUUGUCAGUGGCAAUCCGCUCUAGUUGGAAAGAACGGGAAGCGUCAUGACCAUGCCAUCUUGCUGACUGGAUUUGAUAUCUGCUCCUGGAAGAAUGAACCCUGUGACACUUUGGGCUUUGCUCCGAUCAGUGGAAUGUGCAGUAAAUACCGCAGUUGUACCAUCAAUGAAGAUACUGGGCUUGGUUUGGCAUUUACUAUUGCCCAUGAAUCUGGACAUAAUUUUGGUAUGAUUCACGAUGGAGAAGGGAAUCCAUGCAGAAAAGCCGAAGGUAACAUUAUGUCACCCACUCUCACGGGAAACAAUGGCGUGUUUUCGUGGUCAGUGUGCAGCCGACAGUAUCUUAACAAAUUUCUCAGUACUGCUCAAGCAGAUUGCCUGAUCGAUGAACCCAAGCAAGUAGGCCAGUACAAAUACCCUGAUAAGCUCCCUGGGCAGAUCUAUGAUGCUGACACACAGUGCAAAUGGCAAUUCGGAGCAAAAGCAAAACUUUGCAACCUGAGUUUUGUGAAGGAUAUCUGUAAGUCACUGUGGUGCCAUAAAGUAGGUCAUCGAUGUGAGACAAAGUUUAUGCCAGCUGCAGAAGGGACCCCCUGUGGGAUAAGCAUGUGGUGUCGAAGAGGUCAGUGUGUACGAUAUGGAGACCAUGGCCCCAAGCCUAUCAAUGGCCAGUGGUCCACGUGGACCGAGUGGUCCGACUGCUCUCGGACUUGUGGGGGUGGAGUUACGUACCAAGAGAGACACUGCAAUAAUCCAAAGCCUCAGUACGGUGGCAAGUUCUGUCAGGGCUCAAGUCGCAUUUAUCAACUUUGCAAUGUUCAGCUGUGUGCUCCUAAUAGCCCUGACUUCCGUGCCCAGCAGUGUGCAGAAUACAACAGCAAGCCUUUCCGUGGAUGGUACUACAAAUGGAAACCAUACACAAAAGUGGAAGAGGAAGAUCGCUGCAAACUCUACUGCACAGCAGAAGACUUUGAUUUUUUCUUUGCAAUGUCCAACCGAGUGAAAGAUGGGACCCCUUGCUCCCCAUACAGAGAUGAUGUGUGCAUUGACGGGAUAUGUGAACAAGUAGGGUGUGAUCGUCUUCUUGGAUCCAAAGCUGUCUUGGAUGCUUGUGGAGUUUGCAAAGGCGAUAAUUCUACAUGCAUGUUCUUGUCAGGCCAUUAUUUGACUCAGCAUAAAAUGAAUGAUUAUUACCCCAUCGUUACAAUUCCAGCAGGAGCUCGCAGCAUUGAAAUCCAGGAAUUGCAAAUGUCCAGCAGCUACCUUGCAGUGCGCAACUUGAACAAGAAAUAUUACUUAACCAAAGACUGGACCAUUGACUGGCCUGGAAAAUUCUACUUUGGUGGGACAAUGUUUGACUACCAGCGCUCUUUUAACCAGCCAGAGAGGCUUUCUGCACCUGGGCCAACUAAUGAGACACUCGUGUUUGAAAUCCUGCUACAAGGGAAAAAUCCUGGCAUUGCCUGGCAGUAUACCUUCUCUAAGAUGAUCAAUGAGAACAAGAUAUUCACAAAAAGACAUAGCUACUCAUGGGUGACGGUGCAGUCAGGUUGUUCAGCCACAUGUGGUGGCGGGCACUUGAUAGCGAAAGCUGUCUGUUUACAAGAUCACCGAAACAGAGUCAAUUCCUCUUUCUGUGGCCCAAGGACGAAGCCCUUAACAGAGACAAAGAUAUGCAAUGCAAAUCCUUGCCCGGCCUACUGGUCAGCAGGUGAAUGGAGUGUUUGCAGCCAGUCCUGUGGUGGAGGACAGCAAAGCCGUCAGAUCCAGUGUGUCCAGAAAAAGGGUUUUCAGAAGGAGGACAUUGUGGCCCAUGCACUCUGCCCAGUGACCACUCCAGCACAAAUACAAACAUGUAAUAACCAAGACUGCCCACCGGAAUGGAGUCCUGGCCCAUGGUCUCAGUGUUCCAAAACUUGUGGAAGAGGUGUUGCCAAACGUGAUGUUUUCUGCCGCAGCGUAGGACUGCCCACUUUGAAAAUUUUGCCAGAGAAUAGGUGCAACAGUGAAAGGAAGCCAGAAGUGCAACAGACAUGUGUGUUGGGCAGAUGCCCUAAAAACGAUCGACUCCAAUGGGUGAUAUCUGCUUGGAGUGAGUGCUCUGCCACCUGUGGCCCAGGUGUCAAGCGGCGAGAAAUGCAGUGCAGCGAGAAGAGUGUCAGUGGCAAAUUGAUCACGUUCCCACAGCGACGUUGUCGGAAUCUUAAGAAGCCGAAUAUCGAACUGGAAGACGGGUGCAACAGAGGCACAUGUCCCCUGCACCCUUUGUACAACAGGGUUUCAGGGUGGUAUUCUUCACCUUGGCAACAGUGCACAGUGACAUGUGGUGGAGGAGUGCAAACACGGACCGUGCAAUGUCUUCGUCAGGGUCAGCCAGCUGCAGGCUGCCUGUCUCAUCAGAAGCCUGCAAUGUCAAGAGCCUGCAAUACUAACUUCUGUCUCGCUCCUGAGAAAAAAGAUGAUCCUUCUUGUGUGGACUUCUUCACUUGGUGCCAUCUGGUUCCCCAGCACGGUGUGUGUAAUCACAAGUUUUAUGGCAAGCAGUGCUGCAAAUCGUGUACAUGGAAGAACUGAUGCAAAGCAUUUCGUUUCCAACACUUCGACGGCACGAGUCUCCCUUUCGGUUGGUGGCGAACUUUCCUGUAGGGCCUUCCAGAACGAAACAUCUCAUAAACUGCCAAUGGAAGAGACUUGGGUAUUAUAGAGCAAUAUUUGUUAGGUACAACUUUGGACGAACAACGAAUAUACAAGAACUGGAUAUUUACGAAACACACAGGGUAUUAUUGAACACUAGCAGGUGUUUAGCCUUCUUUCAUAUUGUCCUUUCCAGCAGCCACUGUUGAAAGUGUGUGUGUGUGUGUGUGUGUGUGUGAAAAGCUGGUCACAUGUGGCAUGGUGCUCUGGCUUUGCUCAUUGGUAUUCAUGGACCCUGCAGUAUGACAGUACUAUGAAGAGAUAUGUUGGCUGUUGUGAUGUUUGAAACAACAAGAAAAUGCUCUUGAGACUAUGGCCCUUU
Elgaria multicarinata webbii is the source of this 4438-nucleotide messenger RNA. It is a transcript of the gene ADAMTS18, whose product is annotated as ADAM metallopeptidase with thrombospondin type 1 motif 18. Bases 1 to 3996 code for a protein of 1331 amino acids. Gene Ontology annotation, cellular component: extracellular matrix. Gene Ontology annotation, biological process: extracellular matrix organization; proteolysis. Gene Ontology annotation, molecular function: metalloendopeptidase activity. The transcript is spliced from 25 exons. The record is from RefSeq and is a predicted model, not a curated record. NCBI's taxonomy places the organism in Eukaryota, Metazoa, Chordata, Lepidosauria, Squamata, Anguidae.